CAAUUUGAUAAAGAGUAACCACACCCAGUGCAGUGGUGUUAUAAUUAUUCCAGUUAACUUACCAGUAACCACGUGGUGUCAUCAUGGGAAAGACUAGAAGAAAAAAGAAGAGAACAGCUCAGUCGGAGGGAGAUGACAAACCUAACGCUUCAAAAGUACCAAAGACCUUUAUAAUGGAGCGUGGGCGUGUGGGUCGACUCCUAAAUGAACUAGUAUUUGAUUUACGGCAUGUAAUGGAACCAAACACUGCCUCAAAUUUAAAAGCUAUGAAGAGAAAUACGUUAAAGGAUUUUGUUCAUGUAGCUGGUCCACUGGGAGUGUCCCACUUUAUUCUUAUCUCAAGAUCUGACGAACACGUUAACCUAAAAAUAGCCAAAGUACCAAGAGGACCAACUCUCACCUUCCACAUAACACAAUUUUCAACGUCAAGAGAAAUUCUCUCGUCCACCUCAAGGCCUCCGCCCAUUAGUAGCAACAUGUUCAUGACUCCGCCCACUCUAGUUUUAAAUAAUUUCUCGUCGGAGAUGACUAAAGGUGAUCCCUCCUCUUUAAUGGCAGCCAUUUUACAGAGCAUGCACCAGACGCUUAAUGUGCAGACUGUUAAGCUAUCCUCGUUAAAGAGGUGUGUUCUGUGGAAUUAUGACAAUGAAACCGGUAGUGUUGAUUUUAGACAUUUUGCUGUGAGAGUUGUUCCACGCGGUACCAGUCGAAGUGUUAGGAAAUUAUCGAAAUCAAAGAUUCCUAAUCUCAGCAAGUAUGAAGACAUCAGCGAGUUCAUCCUUGGGGGUGGAGCUUCAGAGAGUGAGGGGGAGGAGGUAGAGGGAGAGAUAAUAACUCCUGGUCAAGAUAUUCCAGGACAAGGUGGUGCUCAGCAGCAGAAAAGUGCAGUAAAAUUAUAUGAACUUGGCCCAAGGUUGUCAUUAAAGUUGGUUAAGAUUGAAAGUGAGCUUUGUACUGGUGAAGUCCUGUACCAUAGCUACAUUGAGAAAUCUGAAAAGGAAGCAAAGAGUUUACGAAAGAAAAUACUUGAGGAAAGACGGUUAAAGAUUGCCAGAAAGAGAGAGCAGGAGAAGAACGUCAAGAGAAAGAAAGAAGCCAAAGAAGCUUUAAGACGUCAGGAGAGGAUCAGACAGGGUAAGCCUCCUCUAGAAGCCGAGGGUCAGCCAGGGCCUGAUGUAAGUGAUGAUGAUGAUGCUGAGUGGUACAAGAAAGAAGUAGGCGUGGCCCCAGACCCAGAGUUGAUGCUUCAGUCUAAAGCCAAGAAGACAAACAGGACAUCAUUAAGCAGUGAUCAACAUAGAAAGAGGAAAAGACUGACUGUAACUGAUACAUCCUUCAAGAAGAGAAAGUUUACCGGUACAGUCUAUCGUAGGAAGUCAAAAAAAUGAAGAUUUAAUGACGUUAAUAAUUAUAAUUUGUUUAAUAAUCAUUAGUAUUAUGAGUCAUAAAUAUAAAAUAAAAUAUAAAUAAGUAUAAUUUAAAGAUGCUCAUCUUUUCAAGUCGCA
This is a messenger RNA of Amphimedon queenslandica, 1505 nucleotides long. RefSeq names its product suppressor of SWI4 1 homolog. The record is from RefSeq and is a predicted model, not a curated record. The coding region runs from base 84 to 1388 and encodes 434 amino acids. Gene Ontology annotation, molecular function: rRNA binding. Lineage: Eukaryota; Metazoa; Porifera; Demospongiae; Haplosclerida; Niphatidae. Gene Ontology annotation, biological process: rRNA processing; ribosomal large subunit assembly. The transcript has 13 exons. Gene Ontology annotation, cellular component: preribosome, large subunit precursor.